GUUCCCACAGUUGUCUUGGAGACUGUGCUCAGAAUGUCAAUUUAUUUCGCUGCAGCGCUGCCAUGACAACCGCGGAGCUGCGUUUGAGCGCUCGUGGCUGAAAGACGAAGAUACUCGAUGCUUGUUUCCAGGAGUUUUUGGGGGAGACGUUUGCUGUCGGUCGCGACUCUGGUACAGCUUUCAAAAAUAUCAAGAAGAGCCAGACCUCCUGCUGCCUCUCGGCUAUUUAUGCACCUCUCGCACGUGCACACGUUCAAGGUUGAUAGAGAGGUGCACGGGCCGGUCUGAAUACAGGAAGUGACAUCAUCAGCGGCGGAGAGGUCGCCCUCCUCUGGACUUGAAUGGCAAGGACAGGGGAGCCUCCUGCUGUAGAGGAAAGACUGGGACACUCAGCUCUCUGAUUUCAGCAGGAUGAACAGCAGAGGAGUGUGGAUAAGAUGACACAGACUUGCAGUCUCUCCCUCUCUCUCUUCGCUGGCUGGUAGGGUCCAUAGAUUGAUUACACUAAUGUCAUUUUCAUGCUGUGUUGUUCUUCUGUUGUUUUAGGAUACAUGCACAUUCCUUCUGCUUCACCUUGGUGUUCUCAUGAGCUUGAAUAAGGAUUCCCACACAUCCAACAUCAUUCCAGAGUCCAUCUGAUGAGAUUUAGUCACCACGGUUCUCCACUCCUUUCCUCUGUAAGUUGACACCACUGCAGGGACACUUCAUAAUCUCCCUGUCGUCAGCUGUAAUCUAAGGCUCUUAGCUGCUUGCAUUUACACAUGCCACACAAACAAACACACACAUGUGACAGUUACUAAGACUCAGCAGCUUCUAAAAGUGUUUCUUUUAAAUGAUGGUUUUUCCUCCCAUAGGCCACCUGCAUAAUAUUGCAGUUUCUUGCACAAAGGCACCAUGGGAAACAUAGUCCAGUGCUGUCACUCACUGUCAAAAUACUUUAAGUGUAAGGAUGCACCGGCCCCGGGUGAGGCGGAAAGAUCCCCUCUGCUUUCCAGCGAAGAGAGUGAAUGUGAAUUGCCCAGCAUGCCGGACGACUUGGAGGACGAUCUGUUAACCAUCUCCCCCGGCGGGAAAUACCCAGCCCUCGAACCGGAGCACUUCCUGUUUCCUGACAUCAUCCUCAGCAGCAACCUGGGAGGGGAUGUGACUCUGGUGGAGCCGAUGGUGUGUCUGCUGGUGUCUGAGGAGGAAGAGGGAGAAGGACAAGAGAGGAGCAACAGGUGGAGGAGCAGGGGGUUUUCGGAGGUUGAGACACAGACCGAAGUGGAGACACAGAUCGGUAUGGGGGUGCAGACUCAGACAGAGUCCCAGGCAGACGUUCAGGCACAGACAGAAAUACGCGUGUGCAAUAAUCAGACUGUGGAGAGAGAAGUAAACACACUAAGAGAUACUGGAGCUUCAAAAGAGAUGGCUGUGCAAGAACAUGAAAUACUGAGCUAUACCAAUACCAAGCUGAUGGAGGAGUUGAACACUGAUGAAGGGAAUGUCUUUAAGUUGCAACAGACAACUUUUGCUGCUCAGGAAAACACCGACUUUGUCCGGACAGAGCCGACACAGGAGAAAGUUACAAAAUCCGAGUGCACCUCAGUGAUGCCGACUGAACACAACAACUAUACGGACGGGAACACUGAGUCACAGACGGAAGUUCAGCUGACGAAACGCAGCAUCAGCAGCACUGAAGUUGGGGUGAACUUUGACCCUGCUGAGCGUGGCGUGGACCUGACUCAACAGAGUUAUGGGGAGGAUGAACAGACGGGACAGCCGACUGUGGCGUCAGAUCAGAAUGUAAACGAAAAGGUCUGUGACGUUAUCCACACGAAUACAAACAUGAGUCCGUCUGAGGACCCCACAGACCGGUCAGAUUUAAAUGCGGAUCACAUUCAGUGCCACGACCCGGUGAAGAGAGAAGAGGACGACGACAUCAAGACCCCUCCGCCACAUGAGGAGGAGGAGGAGGAGGAGGAGGCCGAGACAAAGCAAACCUUGUUUUUAGUUGACAGGCUAUUUCUGGCAGCUCCACAUGUUAAAGCGCCUCCAAGUCAAGAAAGCCCCGAGGAUGAUUGCCCGCAGCAGUGUGACGCUGACAAAAGGAAACUCAGCAUCGGGGACGUCGUCGCUCUCCAAGAGACAGACUUCACUGUCCGGAUUCAACCUCCUGGAAAAGAGAGUUUUGAGCUUCAGGUGUCAGGCCAGAUGUUGGUAGCCGAGCUGCACCAGGUGCUGAUGGAGCACGAGAUCAGCUGCCAUUGCACGUGCUUCUCCCUCCAGCUGGGGGGCAUCGCGCUCGACAGCCUCUCAGAGCUGUGCUCCGUUCAGGGCAUCCAGGACGGAGCGCAGAUCAAGGUGGUGGAGGAUCCUUACACUGUGCGUGAUGCUCGUCUUCAUCUCAGACACGUCCGUGACCUUCUGAGGAGCCUCGACCCAGCAGAUGCAUACAACGGAGUGAACUGCAGCUCACUCUCUUACCUCACCUGUUACACCAGGGGAGACAAGGACAGUGUCAGCGUGGGGAACAGGCGAGCUUCUGAAAAGGAGUCUACUGACUGCAGCCCUCCAGAAUACAUCCUCCCGGGAUGUAAGGACCGACCACUAAUACCACUGCAGCCACUCAGAGAUGACUGGAAGCCAUUUCAGUGUCUGCGGGUUCUGACCAUGAGCAGCUGGAACCCUCCUCCAGGAAACAGGAAGAUGCACGGCGACCUAAUGUACCUCAAUGUCCUGACUAUGGAGGAUAAAGAACUCAACAUUACAUCCUCUACUCGUGGCUUCUACCUCAACCAGUCAACUACCUUCAACUUCAACCCUAAACCUGCACUUCCCAAAAUCCUUUGCCACUCUCUAGUUGAGCUGCUGAGUCAAGUCAGCCCUGCUUUCAGGAAAACCUUCAGUGCCCUGCAGAAGAAGAGAGUCCAGCAACACCCUUUUGAGCAGAUCGCAGCACCUUACCAGGUGUUCACCUGGAUCGCCCGUCAUGGAGACCACACCCUCGACUGUGUCAGAGCGGAGGAGACGCACACCAGUCGCAUGGGCCAGGACGAGCAGACAGCUGGGCAGAGUCGGGAGUGGAACGAGGAGCUGCAGGGAUGCAGGGAACUCGCUAGGAACUCUCUUCGGGAGCGCCUGCACAGAGAGAGGAGCAUAUUCAAGACAAACAGUGACUUUGUUGCGGCUGCAACACGAGGCGCUGUAGCUGUUGUUGACGGUAACGUCAUGCCGUUGAACCCUGGGGAGGCGCCUCAUAUGCAGAUGUUCAUCUGGAACAACCUGUUCUUCAGCCUCGGGUUCGACAUAUCGGAGCACUACAGCCCACUAGGGGGCAACACUGCUGCUCAUGCUGCUGCCAUCUGUGACCUGAGGGGAGCACAGGCUUACGCGUCUGUAGACGUAGAGGGUCUUCACACACUUGGGACAGCUGUGGUAGAUUAUCGGAGCAUCCGUGUUAUCGCUCAGACCAUCGUUCCUGGGAUCCUGGAGAGAAAUCAGGAGCAGAGUGUUGUCUAUGGCUCUAAUGACUAUGGAAAAACUGUUUUUACUCACCCCAGGUUUCUGGAGCUUCUGGAUAAAACCAGUAAACCGCUCAGAAUCCAACGUCACCAGGUGCUCGAUCACAGCAACAGCUCAGUGGAGCUUUGCUCGGGCAUCGAGACCAAAGGCAUCCUGGGUAAUGACGGAAGACCCUACAUCUUGGACCUCCUCCGGACCUUCCCCCCUGACCUUAACUUCCAGUUCUCAGAGACGGAGGAGAGGAUGGAGGUGCAGAGGGAGUGCCAGAUCUUUGGUUACCCACAGCGACACCAUCACAGCCUGGCCAGCCUGAGACCAGAGCUGAUAGAGGCCUUCGUCCAGCACAGGUAUGAACUUUAUGGCAAGAUGGUGUCCCGGGAUCUCAUCCAAACAGAAGAACAAGCCAUGGAGCAGAGCGAAGAGCCACUCAGUGAGACGAGAAUUGGGGAUACAGCCACAUCCGGUGCUGGUAUGGAAUUACAGAAAAGAAAUGUGAUUAUGAAAGCUUGCGAGGCUGUCGGAUCAGUGAGUGACUCCUGCUUCGACAUUCGCUUCAACCCUGAUGUUUGCUCUCCGGGUGUUCGUUUCUCCUCAGAGUGUGUUGAGGAGGUUCAGAGGCAGAGGCAGUUGUUAUGGGACGUGGCUGCUUUUCUACUUUCCAAUCAGAUUCCAGCAGUGCUGAGGGACUGUCUCGACCACUCAGCAGUGCCGAUGGAUGGGGCGACUCUGACCUCAGUGCUACAUCAGCGGGGUGUGAACGUGCGAUACCUGGGCACCCUACUGAGGGAGCUGGACAAGGUGGAGGACAGAGGGAGACUCAGCCACGUACAGAGAAUUUCUAUCAGUGAAGUCAUCAUCAGAAGCGCAAAACACAUCUUCAGGACAUAUCUACAGGACGUGGAACCUGCAGCUUUCUCCGCUGCUGUCAGUCACUUCUUAAACUGCCUGCUGAGCUGCUCCUCCUGCUUCGCUGACUCCUGCUCAGAUGAGCUGCUCUCUCGCCGCAGGAGCCGACGUCGACGGAGCAACGGGAGUCGAGUCCCCUUGUUGACAGACAGUGUGUGGGCUAGACUGACCCCCAGUGAGCUGUGGGGCCGGAUCAGGACUGAGGCUGGAGAUUAUUACCACUACACGAUAGACAGUGAAAGUAUAGAUGAAGUAAUAAAAAAGCACAGCCUUCAGAGGAUCUCACUACUGAGAGAGAUUGCCAUCAAGACGGGCAUCCAGGUGCAGCUGAGGGAGUAUGUGUUUGAGUCUCGUCACAGGCCAGUGUUCGGUGAGGAGGAUGUUGUCAACAUGUUCCCUGUGGUCAAACAUCUCAAACCUACAGCGACAGACGCCACACGGCUUGUGCAACACGCACAGGUGGCAGUACAGCAGGGGCUUCUCAAAGAUGGCCAUGAAUUGAUCAGCCAGGCCCUGACUCUGUUCAGCAGCGUAUGUGGUGUCCUGCAUGAAGACGUGUGCAUGUGCCUGCGUCUCCUGGGACGGAUCUGCUACAUCCUGGGGGAGUAUGCAGAUGCGCUCAGCCACCAGGAAAAGGCUGUUAUGAGUAGUGAGAGAAUACAAGGUAUAGACCAUCCACAGACCAUCCAAGACUAUACUUACCUGGCUCUGUACUGCUUUGCUGGCGGCCGGCUUUCGACCUCCCUUCAGCUGCUGUAUCGCGCACGGUACCUCACCCUGCUUGUGAGUGGAGAAGACCAUCCACAAGUCGCACUGCUGGAUAGUAUGCUGGGUCUGGUGCUUCAUGGCUUGAUGGAGUAUGAGCUUUCCCUGAAGUUCCUACAGAAUGCCUUAAUGUCAACUUCAAAAUACCACGGUGCCACAUCCCUGAAACAUGCACAAAGUCAUCAUCUGCUUGCCACCGUGUACGAGAGCAAAGGGGAGUUUCGAUCAGCUCUGCAACACGAGAAACAGGCUUUUUUCAUAUAUAAGAGCCAGGUUGGGGAGAACCAUGAGAGUACGGCGGAAAGCUCAAAGUACCUGCAGAGCCUCACUCAGCAGGCUGUGGCCCUUCAGAAAGCCAUCAACCACAUCUACAGAAACACACCUGCCUGUAUUCCACCUCCGAAGUUUUCCACACCCAGCUUUCCCACAAUCCUUCAGCAGCUCAACCUGACAUGUGGAAUCAUUCUCGUUACCCUCAGUGCAAAAGAAUUUGCAGACCUGAGGACUGAAAUGAAAGGAAAGGAAAAAUUUCAAUGGGAGAGCUGGAAAAAGACUUAAGAACUGCAGACAACAACCCUGAACAAUGGACCAAAGGGACCGUUACAAUAGAGCAUCUGUGUAGUCAGUCAAACUCCUGAAAAUGGCCGUGGACAAUGAGCAACAAUGGCCAAUGAAAGCCUGGCUAAUUGAUGGUGGUAACAAGUAGGUUAGCCUACUUUGAACAACAAAUCCAAGACACAAACAGAUGCAGCAGUUUCUCUUUGGAGGAGGAGUUUGUUCUGCUGUUGAAGAGCCCUAUGAAAUAUGUGGGAUAUGACUAACAUAUGGAAACUCUUUUCCUAUUAUCAGAUAAAUGUAUAAACCCUCCACACUAAAUCUAAUUAUACUGCUAGAUGAAUAGACAAGCACAGUAUGUUAGGCCUACUUAUACUGAAAAAAACUAAACGGCAACAGUGUAGGCUACUCAAAUUUCUUACAUUUUUAAAUGUGUUGUCAUCCUGCAGUCCCCUGUGUGUCCACUGGGCUUCACAAUUGUGCCAGGGACACUUCUCACAACAUGAUAUUCCUAAAUUCAUCUCUAAUUUGUUAUUGUUUAAUCCAUGUUGUCAUUAAUAUCCAGGUGACUGUAGAGAAAUAAACAUUUGAGCAUCUUAUGUCUUCAUUCUACAAGAACACUUUGAAUUGUAUUGUUACAUUUCGUUGAGUUGGUCCACUGGCACCAAAUGACUAAUUGUGUGAUGAGUGAAUAUUAUUUGAGAUAUUACCCCAAAUUACUGCUAUUUUGAUACAAUAUAUUUUGCUUACAAUUGUUUAUCCGUAAAUGUACCCAUAUAGUACAUUUCAAAUGUGUUGGAGUUUUUGUUAUAGUUUCCUUGGAGUUAUUCCAAUCUUCACUAUCAAUAAAGCUUAAUGAUUCGUCUCAAAUUAGUGACAUCUUCACUACAGUCUGUCCUUCUGCUGCUCAUCUCAGUGAGAAACUUAUUUACAGUAAAAAUUGCUCAAAUUAAAACGUGGCUGUACAUAACAAUAAAAAAACAUCUU
Anarrhichthys ocellatus (wolf-eel) is the source of this 6717-nucleotide messenger RNA. RefSeq names its product clustered mitochondria protein homolog. Bases 895 to 5733 code for a protein of 1612 amino acids. The transcript has 30 exons. The record is from RefSeq and is a predicted model, not a curated record. Gene Ontology annotation, biological process: intracellular distribution of mitochondria; organelle organization. Gene Ontology annotation, molecular function: protein binding; mRNA binding. Gene Ontology annotation, cellular component: cytoplasm. NCBI's taxonomy places the organism in Eukaryota, Metazoa, Chordata, Actinopteri, Perciformes, Anarhichadidae.